CCCUACAGUACUUGCACCCGCCCGCCACCGAUGACGUCUCCGAACCAGAAGAUACCCCUUCCCGAGGGUUGGGUUCAAGAAUUCGACAGCAAUCAUGACCAUCCUUACUGGAUUGAUACCAAAGCAAAACCACCACGGGCGAUAUGGGUUCAUCCUUAUGAGGAUGAACAAUUUCUUGUUGAACACCCCGAGAUUCGUAACAAACUCUCAAAAUACGGGAGCUCGGACUUGGAAGCACCUCCCCCGUACGAGAACGCGAGGCGUCAUUCGUUCGACGGAGGAUCGCCCAGUGUAUCAAGAUCUAGCACGGUCUUGUCAGGCGUCAAAACUCCGUCUGCGGAGGACCAUCCUGAAGGGCGGAAACGCGGCAUGUUCAGUAGACUGAAGGACAAGGCUCUCGGGACAAAGGAGGAACGAGAGGCACAUAAGAGACAACAAGCCGAAGAAAGAGCGCGUGCUGAGGAAGAGUAUCGUCAAGCUCGUGUACAAAAUCUCCGCGCCCGAGCUGCGGCCAUGCAGCAGAUACACCAAGGGCGGCCAAUAGGAGGGAGCGCGUAUGCAGGGUAUCCCGGCAUGUCUGGAUCGCUAGGUGGACCCUCCAGGUACGGACCUCCCGGAGGAACGCCAUGGGCAAACGAUGGUUAUCCGCAGAGCGCAUAUACGCGCCGUGCCGGCUUCGGUGGCGGUGGAAUGGCACUUCCUCUCCUUGGAGGACUUGCUGGAGGCUUGUUGCUUGGAGACGUCCUCGAUGGAGGCUUUGGCGGUGGCGGUUUCGAUGGUGGAUUCGGUGGUGGUGGGUUCGGUGGUGGGUUCGGUGGAGGGCUCUUCUGAAGUUUUGCGGGUUUAUUAGAGGGUUUGCCGGAUUGCUGGGUGAUCUAAUGUCUUGGUUAACUUGGACGAGCUUGUUAUUACCAACAGAACUGGUGCCAGUGUAUAGUAGCAAGGAAGACAUGUAGCUUUACUUCCCUUUAAGCUGAUUAAUCGAG
Messenger RNA from Coniophora puteana RWD-64-598 SS2, 986 nucleotides. RefSeq lists its product as uncharacterized. The coding region runs from base 31 to 831 and encodes 266 amino acids. The record is from RefSeq and is a predicted model, not a curated record. Lineage: Eukaryota; Fungi; Basidiomycota; Agaricomycetes; Boletales; Coniophoraceae. The transcript is spliced from 2 exons.